Molecule: messenger RNA, 228 nt
Organism: Penicillium argentinense
Lineage: Eukaryota; Fungi; Ascomycota; Eurotiomycetes; Eurotiales; Aspergillaceae
Product: mitotic-spindle organizing protein 1
Exons: 3
Coding region: 1-228 (75 amino acids)
Biological process (GO): microtubule nucleation by interphase microtubule organizing center; mitotic spindle assembly; gamma-tubulin complex localization
Cellular component (GO): interphase microtubule organizing center; centrosome; spindle
Source: RefSeq, a predicted model, not a curated record
AUGCCCAACCCAAACCCAGAAGACAAGCGCCAAGCCGCGCGCGAAGUCAUCGAUAUCCUCCACGAGAUCUCCAUACUUCUGAAUACGAAUCUCGAUCGCACGGAACUCUCGCUUUGCGUUUCGCUCAUUGAGAAUGGGGUUAACCCUGAUGCGUUGGCGACUGUGAUUAAGGACUUGAGGAAGGAGAAUGGGCCUACGCGAAUUCCUUCGCAGGCUGCUGCUGAAUGA